UGGCGCCCGCCCAGUGCUGCAGACAAGAGCUAAAGCAAGUGUUGACCGCGUGGUAAGGAGUCAUCACAGAAACGAUAACUCUCGUCCUUAGGGUGCGUAUGCAGAAGCUUACUGUAAACGCUGCACCGUGCAAAACUUUGCAUACAUCUUUUGUUGCUUGAUCCAAACAAGCUAGCGGAAGCUGUGUUUUACAAGUUGGACGUCGAGGCAGGCAAAGCAGUUUGAGCAGAAAGAUGCACAACAUGGGCAAGAAGCAGAAUACCAAGGGUAAGAAGGACGCACAGGAGACUCAGGAGGAACCUGAGGAAUUUGUUGUGGAAAAAGUACUCGACCAACGUAUUGUCAAUGGCAAAGUAGAGUUCUUCCUGAAGUGGAAAGGAUUUACAGAUGCAGACAAUACCUGGGAGCCGGAGGAGAACCUGGACUGUCCAGAGCUGAUAUCAGGCUUUUUGGAAGCGCAGAAGAACGUUAAGGAGAAGCCUGCACCCGUAAAGAGGAAGGCAUCAACAGAUGAGCCUGAAACAGAAGCCAAGAAGAAGGAUGUGCCGGAGAAACCACGUGGCUUUGCAAGGAACCUCGAACCAGAACGCAUCAUUGGCGCGACUGACAGUAGUGGGGAGUUGAUGUUCUUGAUGAAAUGGAAAGACUCAGAUGAAGCAGACUUGGUCCCGGCGCGUGAGGCCAACACUCGUUGCCCUCAGGUGGUAAUUUCUUUCUAUGAGGAGAGACUGACGUGGCACGCCUGUCCGGAGGAUGAAGCUCAGUAGUUCUUCCUCUGGUCUCUGCAGUUCCAUGGACCAACUUCGCCCCUUUCCUCAGGAUGGAAUUUUCUCCUCUGGCUUGCCUUUUAGUUUUAGUAAACUUAGUUAUUCUCUUGGAGAUGUUUCAACACUCGCAAUGUGUGCAGCAGUCAAGGAGAGUUAUUUUGUACAUACGAGCUGGAUGGAUUGUAAAGAGAGCAGGUGAUGGUGUUGUCAUGUAUUCUUCUUCCAGCAUCAUUACAAUUUGAUGUGAAGGAAGUUUAGUUAAACCAAACUUUUAAAUAGAAGCCACCAAUGCCCAUAUUAAUAAACAGUCAAAAUGUUGUGUAUUCUAAAUUGCUUUUUGGUCCGUCAACUGUUGGCCACCUUUUUGUCUUUAAGACUUUUUGAUCGUUGUUUUUUUUCCACACUUCUGCUCUGAACCUGCUUUUUGUAUACUGGGCCUGUAAAUAUAAUUUGAUGUUCUAAUAAAGGUUUUAUGUGACCAAAUUCAACUGGAAGUAACUUAAGAAUUUUAGAAGCAAAACAUAGUCAUAGUUUACUCUAGGUGAAAUGUUGGUGUGAUGUAUACAACUUAACUUAGUUUUCGUACACAGCAAUUGUUGAAAGUUGAGACAUUUUGAAAAUAAGAGUUUGCAUAUUGAAAUUGUUAAGAAAGGGUUUUUGAAACUUGAACAUUAAAUGUAUUUUACUAUU
Molecule: messenger RNA, 1457 nt
Organism: Labrus mixtus (cuckoo wrasse)
Lineage: Eukaryota; Metazoa; Chordata; Actinopteri; Labriformes; Labridae
Gene: cbx3a
Product: chromobox homolog 3a (HP1 gamma homolog, Drosophila)
Exons: 5
Coding region: 234-767 (177 amino acids)
Biological process (GO): negative regulation of transcription by RNA polymerase II; chromatin organization
Cellular component (GO): nucleus; pericentric heterochromatin
Molecular function (GO): chromatin binding
Source: RefSeq, a predicted model, not a curated record